This is a messenger RNA of Aspergillus candidus, 1334 nucleotides long. RefSeq lists its product as uncharacterized. Lineage: Eukaryota; Fungi; Ascomycota; Eurotiomycetes; Eurotiales; Aspergillaceae. The record is from RefSeq and is a predicted model, not a curated record. The transcript has a single exon. The coding region runs from base 78 to 1280 and encodes 400 amino acids.
CCGCAAUCCAUCUUUUCCGAACCGUGAACGCCACUCUUUUGUUCAUAUUCUUUGAUCACCGCUCCCCGCUCGCAAUCAUGGUCAACUCCAAGCUUGUGCUCUCGCUGGCCCUGGCCUCGACGGCCUUGGCCACCGCCGGCGGUAUCAGCGCGCCGCCCACCGCGGCCAACCCUGAUGGCUCACAGGCCUCUUGCCUGCAACUCCAGGACGUGUGCUUCGCUCGGCCAGAUCGCCCUAAGCAGACCUGUAUGCGGGAAUUCCAAGAAUGCAAGAAGUACGAGGGCGGCAAGCGUUCGAUCAAGGGAGAGGACGAGCCUGCGCAGUGCGUGGAGGACUUCAACGCCUGCGUAACCAAGCCAGGGUCCAACAAGGCCGCCUGCCAACUCACGCGCAGCCUGUGCAAGGAAUGUGUGACCGAAGACAACAAGUGUCGUACCAAGCCAGGUGCCAUGAUGGCUGUUUGUGACGGUAAACUGCAGGACUGUCUGCAGAAGGCGGACCAGGGCAAGCGUCCGAAAAUGUCGACUAAAAGAGACGACCGGGACGCGCCUGCCAAGUGCGAAAAGGAAGUCAAUGAAUGUCGCACCAAACCGGGUGCCAACCUGGCUGUCUGCACCGCCGAACACGAGGCGUGUAUCAACGACGACAGUGACGACGCUCCGACUGCCUUUGCAGACCCGGUGGCCUUGCCCUCGUCCACCGCCAAGACCAUCGAGGACUGCACCACCAAAUUCAAGGAAUGUCUUGCCAAUCCCGAUGCCGACGGGGACGACUGCAAGAGCGCCCAAGCCAUCUGCGAGCACAGUCACCAGGGGAUCGGCCCCUCGGUUGCCGUCGGACCCAGCCCGACUUCGGGUCCCAAGGACUGCGAUGCCGAAGCCAGCAAGUGUCGCACCGAGCCCGGCGCCAACAUGGCAGCCUGCAAGGCUGCCCAAGCUGAGUGCGAGAGCGGUGGUUCCGGCAGCUCGACUACUGCCCAACCUGUCCCGACUGUGGGUCCCAAGGACUGCGACGCCGAAUUCAACAAGUGCCGCGCUGCCCCCGGUGCUAACAUGGCCGCCUGCAAGGGCGCUCAAGCCCAGUGUGAGCAUGGUGGUCUCCAGGGCCCUGGCUCGGGCUCUGGCACCAGCAAGACCCUCUCGCCUUCCGCCUCGUCCUCUAUCACGCCGACCUCCGCUCCCCCUGUCUCCACCUCGUACCCGGCUUCCGCCGCCAGCCGCAUGGGACAGUUCAGCAGCUCGUUCCUGGCUGUCGUCUGCGUGGCCAUUGGUUUUUUCUAGAUGGGCGGGUGCAUGUAUCUUGACGUGGUAGACGACCCUCUUUUGUAUAUGGCC